CUGGGUCAGGGCUGGGUGAGGAGCAGGAGCAGGGGCUCAGAAAAGCCCCUCUCCCUUUGCAGACCCAUCUCUCCAUCACCCCUCUUUGCUCCAGCGCUUUGGUCACUCUCACCCUUUAUUUCCAGCCGGGCAAAAGCCGGCCGGGGGGCUCGGCUGCCCCCAGAGACACCGAUGUCAUGGGCACGAGGAUGUCCUUCCCGGGCACGGGGACAGGCUGGGGACCAGCUGGAGAAACAGAGGCCACCCGGGCUGUGGGGUGCAGCAGGGGAAAAACAACUUUUCCCACAGAGCUCUCAUCGAGGGCCCCCGGGUUGUAGUUUGCCACCCGGGGCUUCUCUCCCUGACGCUCUUCUGCCUCUCCCCCUCCAGAGAUGAUUUACAGACACAUGGCCGUCAUCGACGGGGAGAUGGUGCACUUCGAGAUCCUGGACACGGCGGGGCAGGAGGAGGAUUCCCUGCAGAUAGAGGAGAAGAUCAAGUGGGGCGAUGGCUUCGCCGUGGUCUACUCGGUGACGGACAGAUGCAGCUUCGACGAGGUGAUGCGGCUCUGCUUCCUCAUCAACCACAUUCACUCCAGCCCCAAGCGCAGCAGCGGGAGCGAGCAGCCCCCCGUGGUCAUCGUGGCCAACAAGAAGGACUUGGAGUUCGACAGGAUGGUGUCCACGGAGGACGGCGAGAACCUCUCCAAAGCCUUGAAGCUUCCUUUCUACGAGAUCUCCACCCGGGACAGCUAUGAAGAGACCGUGGCGGUGUUCAACAGCCUCUACCAGGAGCUCAUGAGACAGGGGCAUUUCUCCCCAGGCUCCUUCAAGAGGAGGACAGUGUCAAAGCUGAUGGAGAAGAUCCCCAAGAUGCAAGCCAGCUCCACCUUGAACUCAGCGGGCCGGAGCCUCAGCUUUAACUCCUUCAGGGACUACAUCCCCGAGUGAGCGUCCCCACCGUGGGGGCGAGUGACAGAGGGACAGGUCAUCCUGCUGCCAGGGCGCCCGCGCAUCAGCCCCAGGGUGGAGGAGCAGCUCCUGGGGCUGUGCUGGCUCCCAGAGGGAAGGCUGAGAGGU
Molecule: messenger RNA, 1058 nt
Organism: Calidris pugnax (ruff)
Lineage: Eukaryota; Metazoa; Chordata; Aves; Charadriiformes; Scolopacidae
Product: ras-related and estrogen-regulated growth inhibitor-like
Exons: 2
Coding region: 372-929 (185 amino acids)
Molecular function (GO): GTP binding; GTPase activity
Source: RefSeq, a predicted model, not a curated record